AUGACUGGGGGACUGGGGGUUCUGCAGCCUGUGCGACCUGAUGCAUUCGGGAGAAUCACAGUUCGAGAGCGAUGCUUGUUCAGGCGAGCGCAGAUGGGUCAUCACACCUUCGCGAGUAGUCAUGUCAACAUGUCCUCGGGCAGAAAGCAAACGGUGGUCGGAGUCGGCGGCCUACAGGCAGGCAGUGAGAUGGGACAAAGAGUGAUUGUCAACCUGACUCAUUGGUCUGUCGGAGGGCACGAACAGCAGACUUCGGCAACGGAGUCAUCGAGUCCCUCCGAACGGCCAAGACGAACCGGUGAACCGGUCGCUGCUACAGCCCGAAGGGGCGAGCAACGUCGGCUGUACAACCCGGAGGCGCCAGCAACAAUGUGUCGAGGAAUUGUUGGAAAACUCGCUUUUCUACCUUUUGACACGAGUCCCGAACCUAUCCUCACCAUCAAUUCGAGGCUUCUGGACUCGACCGGUUGCGAUGGUGCGGAUGCGGUAGCAACGACGCCGAUUGGCCGACGCAGCGGCUGCCCGGGAUCUCGGACCAAUGGACCAACGUCACCUCGACCGGAUCAUCGCCAUUCCGCCGUCUCUGCUCGCUUCGACGCGACCGGGCUCGAGUCCCGAGACCGGAGCGGACCUGACCUUGUCUAA
Molecule: messenger RNA, 645 nt
Organism: Protopolystoma xenopodis
Lineage: Eukaryota; Metazoa; Platyhelminthes; Monogenea; Polystomatidea; Polystomatidae
Source: the annotation of a GenBank genome assembly